GCGAAAUUAUUUCACCGAAAUCCUCGAUUAAAUUGCUAAAAUUAAGAUUUAUACACAAUGAAUUUCAAACCCUUCUUCUGUCUUCUGUUUUUCCUUAUAAAGCCUUGCACUGCGCAGUUUAAAAUGGAGACAUGCUCUGGAGGAAUUUGUUUAAGAAACAAAACAUACAGAUCUACAGAGGGCCCUCUUUAUGUUAAAGUUGUAUUAUAUCUAAUUCAAUUGCACGAAAUCAAUAUUCUACGCAGAGCUGUAAAUGUGGAAGUGUUUACAAGAUUUUCUUGGUUUGAGGAAAGAAUUACAGCAAAUGAAACGAAUCUACAGGUGGACUCAGAUUUGAAGAAACAUCUCUUAAUUCCUGAAACUAGAAUUGUUAAUGUUAGAAGUUUAAAUAAACUUGACAUGGUUCAGGGAACCAAACACGACAUUUACGUUAGCAAGAUAAUUAACGGCAAGGGAGCUGUUCUAACCUUCAGCUACAAAUCUGAAGUUGAGUUUGGUUGUGAUAUGGAUUUUAAUAUGUAUCCAUUCAACAAUAUUAAUUGUAAUUAUAAAAUUACAAGCUCUACACGGGACUCUAGUGAACUAGUAUUCCAGAGUGAAGAUAUUCGUGUAACAGACCAGUUUGUUUUCCAGUUUGAUAGUGAUUACGACAUGACAUUCUACCCAACACUAAAAGAUAACCUGGUUCCUUCGCUAUUAUUAAAAGAUAGAACAUAUUCCCUGGUUGGUUUCAGAAUUGGACUUAAAUAUCGUCCUCUAGAGGCUCUUCUAGUUCAUUAUCUUCCAGCUUUUCUCUUGGUUUCUGUAAGCUACUUAUCUUAUGUGAUACCUAUGUCAGGAUCAUCUUAUAAGAUUGUUCUUGUAAUGUUGGUCAUAAUUGGUUUGUUAAACCAGUUCAACAGUUUGAAUAGAGUUGCCCCUAAAGGAGGGAAAGGACCAACUGCUGCAGCUGUUUACCUGAUGGCCUGUGUAUUAAACUCCAGUUUGUGUAUGGGUCUUAAUGUUUUAGUUUUCAGGUAUAAAGUUGAUGCUAUCCUCUCUAAAAGAGUAAACUUCUAUUGUGGACUACUCAAUUUAUUCCUAUUUCUGCUUUUUAAUAUUCUAUACUGGCCUGCUGUUAUAACCAAGAUCAGACAAUAAUUAAGAAAAAUAUAUAUAAGCAUUUUCCACUUUUCUGUUGUAAAAAACACAAAAAUAAAUUCAUAUUUGAA
Molecule: messenger RNA, 1211 nt
Organism: Eurytemora carolleeae
Lineage: Eukaryota; Metazoa; Arthropoda; Copepoda; Calanoida; Temoridae
Exons: 12
Coding region: 58-1140 (360 amino acids)
Biological process (GO): nervous system process; chemical synaptic transmission; signal transduction
Cellular component (GO): neuron projection; membrane; synapse
Molecular function (GO): extracellular ligand-gated monoatomic ion channel activity; neurotransmitter receptor activity; transmembrane signaling receptor activity
Source: RefSeq, a predicted model, not a curated record